This is a messenger RNA of Rhagoletis pomonella (apple maggot), 2610 nucleotides long. RefSeq lists its product as uncharacterized. Gene Ontology annotation, molecular function: nucleic acid binding. Lineage: Eukaryota; Metazoa; Arthropoda; Insecta; Diptera; Tephritidae. Gene Ontology annotation, biological process: DNA integration. The record is from RefSeq and is a predicted model, not a curated record. The transcript has a single exon. Bases 1 to 2610 code for a protein of 869 amino acids.
AUGCCAGGUGGAUCGUCAGCUGUCAUUAACAAUAUGUAUGUUGAUGACUUAGUUAUCAGUUUUGCAAGUGCGCAAGAAGCCGAAGAAGUCGCCAAGGAAGCAGUUGCUAUAAACUCUGCUGCAGGGUUUACGCUAAGGAAAUUUGUGUCAAACGACAAAGGUCUUCAAGCCGAACUGAAUGGCGAGAACAAUUUCGCAGAUAGUGUUGUAGACAUGGAGCGAAAGUCUAUUGUCGACAAGGUGUUGGGUAUGUACUGGAAUACCCUCACUGACUGCUUCGAGUUCCACACAAGGUUUCACAAGAUCGCACGUGAUGUUCUUGAUUGCACAAGGCCGCCAACAAAACGCGAACUCUUAGGGAUCGUGAUGGCUAUAUACGAUCCAUUCGGAUUUUUAGCUAAUGUCACAGUAUGUAUGAAGAUUCUGCUGCAGUCUUUGUGGAAGCGUCAAGUCGAUUGGGAUGAACCAAUCCCGAACCAACUCGUUGUGCAGUGGACGUCAUGGUGGACAAGUUUUCAAAAGGUAAAUAAACUUUCCAUCCCAAGAUGCCAUUCUACAAUGCUGCCAGUAGCAGACGAGGUGCAGUUACAUGUGUUCGUGGAUGCCAGUUCUAGUGCAUAUGCAGCCGUCGCGUAUCUGCGCAUAUGCAAAGGGGAAGACGUUGAUAUCGCAUUUGUCGCCGCUAAAUCGCGUUGUGCUCCUCUUAAGGGCAUGACAAUUCCCCGCUUGGAACUGCAAGCCGCAGUUCUUGGUAGCCGUCUUCAGAAGUCAGUUGUGGAAUACCACGACUUCAAUAUACAUCGCAUCGUAUUGUGGAGUGACUCAAAGACAGUAUUGCUCUGGAUCCGCUCGACGACUAGAGAAUACAAACAAUUCGUCGCUGGUAGAAUCGCCGAAAUCAUUUCUAGCACAAACCCAUUACAGUGGAGAUGGUUUCCCUCGUCGUUGAAUGUUGCCGACGAUGCCACACGAGGUCAGCCCAUGACAGAAUCCGAUGCACGAAACCGCUGGUUCAAGGGGCCUACCUUUCUGCAACUCCCAGAAUCCGAGUGGCCAAAAGAAGUUACGCCACUUACGUCAACAGAAUGUGCUGCCGAGGAGAAGAAAAUCUUUCUUCUCAACUCAACAACAGAUGAGUAUGUCAUUAAUUUUACAAAAUUUUCGUCUUUUUUGAAGUUACUGAGGGUAACGAGCUGGGUGUUACGAUUCAACUUUAACGCAAGAAACCGUAUUCGCCGUUCAGGAGAGCUAAAAGCAUUUGAGAUCACUGACUCAGAAGUCUUCGUAUGUCGCCGCGUUCAGGAAGAGGUCUUUCCUAACGAAUUAGAAGAGUUGCUCUCCAAGCAAAAAGUGUCGAAGUCGAGCCCGUUAUACCAACUUACGCCAUUUUUAGACAUCGAUGGUUUGAUUAAAGUGAAUGGCCGCAUCGAUGCAGCAUAUUGCCUCCCUCUAUCGGCACGUCGUCCAAUCAUAAUGCCUCAACGCCACCACGUAACCAGUCUCUUAGUUUCAUAUUGGCACAAAAAGCUUCAUCAUCAGAAUGAUUGUCUCACAAUAAAUCAAAUUCGUCAAAAGUUCUGGGUACCACACAUCCGAGCAGUGCUUACGUCAGUAAAAAAGCGUUGUUCCGUAUGUAUCAUCAACACAGCCAAGCCAAGUGCGCCGAUGAUGGGUCAAUUGCCUGUCGAUCGCCUCACGCCUUACGUUCGUCCAUUCAGCUACACAGGAGUCGAUUACUGCGGUCCAUUUUUCGUCACUAUUGGUCGUCGUAGAGAGAAACGCUGGGUUGCGUUAUUCACGUGUUUAACCGUCAGAGCCAUACACCUGGAGGUAGCUGAGGAUUUAUCGACCGAUGCGUUCAUAAUCUGCAUCAGAAACUUCAUCAACCGUCGUGGCACACCCGUACGAAUGCGAAGCGAUAACGGAACUAAUUUCGUUGGCGCCCAAAAACUAUUACGCGUCGAAGAGAGACUAUUUGACUUUAACCGUAUUGAACAAGAUUGCGCCGAACGCGGUAUAGAGUGGAUCUUUAAUUGCCCUGCGAACCCGGCUGCUGGAGGAUGCUGGGAAAGAUUGGUUCAGUGUGUAAAGCGACUUUUGGAGCGAGUGCUAAAGGAAGAAGCGCCUCGUCUGGAAAUAUUCAGAAGUACUUUAAUUGAAGCUGAAAACAUCUUAAACAGCCGUCCGCUUACAGAUAUUCCAAUCUCACAUCACGACCAAGAGCCGCUAACGCCGAACCACUUUUUGUUGGGUUGCCUGAAUUCAACGCAAACUCCAAGUCUCGAAGAAGAAAAGUUGUGCACCAGAAAGCAAUGGAGAAUUUCGCAAGCCUUGAAAGAUCGUUUGUGGAAAAGGUGGACCAGUGAGUAUUUGCCAUCCCUAAUAUGUCGCCCAAAAUGGAGGGAACAAGUCAAACCACUACAGCCAGGACAGUUGGUAAUAGUAUGCGAACCAAAUUUCCCGAGAAGUAAAUGGCUCAAAGGCAGAAUUAAGGAAGUGUUCGCCGCAAAGGAUGGCCAAGUCCGAUCCGCUAUAGUUCAAACCAGCACAGGAGAUUUGCGAAGACCAGCCGCAAAGCUAGCCGCUUUAAAUAUUUGUGAAUCCCAAUAA